Molecule: messenger RNA, 3777 nt
Organism: Echinops telfairi (small Madagascar hedgehog)
Lineage: Eukaryota; Metazoa; Chordata; Mammalia; Afrosoricida; Tenrecidae
Gene: CARMIL2
Product: capping protein regulator and myosin 1 linker 2
Exons: 34
Coding region: 1-3726 (1241 amino acids)
Biological process (GO): cell migration; regulation of Arp2/3 complex-mediated actin nucleation
Cellular component (GO): lamellipodium; plasma membrane
Molecular function (GO): protein binding
Source: RefSeq, a predicted model, not a curated record
AUGGCACUGGAGAGUGACUGGAUUGUGGACUGCACGUUCAGCUACCUGGAAGUUCAGGCCAUGGAAUUACAGGAGACACCCCCUCAGGUCACCUUUGAGCUGGAGUCCCUGCCAGAGCUGACCCUCGAGUUCCCUGGGGUGGCCUCCUUAGAACAGCUGGCCAGGCACAUCACCAUGGCUAUCAAGAAGGUCUUCCCUCACUCUGCCCUUGGGAAGCUAUUCCGGAGGCCCACCCCACCUUCGAUGCUGGCUAAGCUGGAGAAAAGCAGUCCCUUGGAGUCCACCACACUGGGCAGCUCCUGUGGUGGCUUUUUGGAGACCUAUGAGGCUCUGUGUGACUACAACGGCUUCCCCUUCCGAGAGGAGAUUAAGUGGGACGUGGACACUAUCUACCACCGUCAGGGCUGUCGCCAUUUCAAACUAGGGGACUUCAGCCACCUCUGCAGUCGGGACCUGGCCUUGUGCGUGGCUGCCCUGUCUUACAACCUGUGGUUCCGCUGCCUCUCCUGUGUGGACAUGAAGCUGAGCCUUGAGGUCUUGGAGCAGAUUCUGCACGUGAUGAGUCAGUCAUCCCACCUGGAGGAGCUGGUCCUGGAAAGCUGUGGCUUGAGAGGAGGGAGGGUGAGACCCACCUUGCUGCCCCAUCCCCUAGGGAUGACUGCCCUCAGUAGACACCUGGAGCAGCGUUCCAGAGCCCUGAGGAAACUCAACCUUGCCCAGACGGGGUUGACGCCUCGAGGGAUGAGGGCCCUUGGCCAGGCUCUGGCCAACAAUGUGGUCUUCGAUUUCACACUGACCCACCUGGACCUUUCUGCCAACCCUGGGGCGCUGGGGCCCUCAGAAGACAAUGGGGGCUUCUAUAGUUUCCUGAGUCGCCCCAACGUUCUGACCUUCCUGAACCUCUCGGGCACCGACGCUGCCCUGGACAUUCUCUUUGCAGCGCUGUCCCGCGGCUGCUGCGUCAGCCUUACGCACCUUGAUGCUUCGAGAACCGUCUUCUCCCGCACGAAGGCCCGGUCCGCGCCGGCGGCGCUGCAGCUCUUCCUCAGCCGCGCGGGGGCGCUGCGGCACCUGGGCCUGGCAGGCUGCAAGCUGCCGCCCGACGCCGUCAGGGCUCUGUUGGAAGGCCUGGCGCUCAACACGCACCUAGGCGACCUACACCUGGACCUCAGCGCUUGUGAGCUGCGCUCUGCUGGCGCGCAGGUGAUACAAGACUUGGUGUGUGACGCUGGCGCCGUGAGCUCCCUGGAUCUGGGGGAUAACGGCUUCGGCUCUGACAUGGUGACCCUGGUGCUGGCCAUCGGGAGGAGCCGGUCCCUGCGACAUGUGGCGCUCGGGAGGAACUUCAACGUCCGGUGCAAGGAGACCCUGGACGACGUCUUGCACCGGAUUGUCCAGCUCAUGCAGGAUGACGACUGUCCCCUGCAGUCUCUGUCUGUAGCGGAGUCGCGGCUGAAGCUGGGCGCCAGCGUCCUACUCCGCGCCCUGGGCACCAACCCUAACCUGGAGGCGCUGGAUAUCAGCGGCAAUGCCAUGGGGGACAUCGGCGCCAAGAUGCUAGCCAAGGCGCUACGGGUCAACACCAGGCUCCGGUCUGUGGUCUGGGACCGGAACCAAACGUCAGCGCUGGGCCUGCUGGACGUGGCACAGGCCCUGGAACAGAACCACAGCCUGAAGGCCAUGCCGCUGCCACUGCUUGACGUGGCCCAGGCGCAGCGCAGCCGGCCGGAGCUGACGGCACGUGCCGUGCACCAGAUCCAAGCCAUCCUCUGGAGGAACAACCGCGCCGGCCCCUCCGCUUCUGACGGCGCCGCGCUUCUGCAGCCGCUGGCUCCGCUCUCAACCCCCUUGGAGCAGGAAGUGAAGGGCCUGUGUCAGUGGCUACAGGAGCAUGUGGAGCUGCUGGGCUGCGAGGCUGGGCCCCGGGGUGAAGCUGCUGUGUGCCAGGCUGAGGAUGCCAUCCAAAACGCCAACUUCUCUCUCAGCGUCCUCCCCAUUCUGUACGAGGCUGGGAACUCCUCCGGUCAUUGCUGGCAGCUGCGGCAGAAGCUGGAGGCCCUGUUGGGACAGGUGGGUGAAGUCUGCCACCAGGACAUCCAGGACUUCACCCAGGCCACAUUGAGGAGCCUCUGCCCAGGAAUGUCACAGGGCCCUGGCCGGAGAGAGCAACCAGAGGGGGUCCUGGCAGGCUCCUGGCGCCUUCCAGAGCUGCUCUCAGAGCAGCUCCUGCAAGAUGCCUUCAGUAGACCCAGAGACAUGCUGCUGUCACUCACAGGGACGGUGGCAGACAGCAUUGUAGCUCAAGCUCUGGCGGGUCUCAGUGCUGCCCGAGAUCGGCUGGUGGAGAGUCUAGCUCAGCAGGCCACUGUGGUGAUGCCCCCUGCCUUCUCGGCAUUGGCUGGUGGUGAGCCCAGCCCCCUAGGACCUGGGGAACUAGAAGGCGCUUUCUUCCCUGAGGAGGAAGAGGAGGAGAAGGAAAUGGAGAUGAAGGAGGAGGAAGAGGAGGAGUGGGUUGACAGCCCUUCAUGGACAUGGCCCGAGACCAGCCUUUGUCCUCGCCUGGGCCCCUCCUCUCACAGUAAGUCCAGGCCUGGAGGGAAUGGGGAGGUUACCUGGGUACCCCCAGCCCUGCCGCAGGAAGGGAAUGGGCUCAGUGCCCGCGUGGAUGAGGGCGUGGAAGAGUUCUUUUCCAAAAGGCUGGUCCAUCAGGAUCGCCUCUGGACCCCCGAGGAAGAGCCAGCCGUGGAGGGAGGCCCCACCCCUGUCCCCCGCACACUGCGCAAGAAGCUGGGUACUCUCUUUGCCUUCAAGAAGCCUCGCUCAGCGCGAGGGCCACGGGCUGACCUAGAGACCAGUCCUGGGGCAGCUCCUCGCAGCCGGAAGGCCACCCUUGGGGACCUGUUGCGGCCACCAGCUCGCCCAGGCUGUGGUGAGGAGCCUGGUGGGGCCGAGGGGCUCACCAGCAGCCCUGACCCUGCACGCAGGAGCCGGCCCCGCUACACUCGGGACAGCAAGGCUUAUUCCAUGAUACUGCUGCCUGCCCAGGAGGAGGAGGCUGCGCUGGGUGUCAGACCUGACAAGCGGCGGCCCCUGGAGCGGGGAGAGACAGAGCUGGCCCCAUCCUUCGAGCAGCGUGUGCAAGUGAUGUUGCAGAGGAUUGGUGUGAGCCGGGGCAGCGGGGCUGCUGAGGGCAAGAGGAAGCAAAGCAAAGACGGGGAGAUCAAGAAGGCUGGCUCAGAUGGUGACAUUAUGGACAGUUCCACGGAGACCCCACCCAUCUCCAUCAAGUCUCGAACCCACUCAGUAUCUGCCGAUCCCUCAUGCAGACCUAGCCAAGGGGGCCAGGGGCCUGAGCCUGCCACCUGGAAGACUCUGGGGCAGCAGCUGAAUGCAGAGCUGAGGGGUCGGGGUUGGGGCCAACAAGAUGGCCCAGGACCCCCCUCCCCGUGUCCCAGUCCAAGCCCCCGAAGAGCCAGCCCCUGCCCGGACAGCCUGGGCCUCCCAGAGGACUCCUGCUUGGGCCCCAGGAGUGAAGAGCGGCCCCUGCGGCUGCAGCGUUCCCCUGUCCUCAAGCGCAGGCCAAGGCUCGAGGCACCCCCAUCGCCAAGUCUAGGACCUGUCCCUGGAGCUGAGCCUCUACCCCCACAGCCCACAGAGCCCUCCAGCCCGGGGUCGAGCCUGCCCUCUUCAGCCACAGACCAAAGAGGCAGCGGGCCCAAGCCCUGACCCCCUCCCCUCCUGGCGCAUGAGAUUAUUUUAUUAAAAAACCCAAUGGAA